Onychostoma macrolepis is the source of this 1727-nucleotide messenger RNA. RefSeq names its product protein phosphatase 2 catalytic subunit alpha b (gene ppp2cab). NCBI's taxonomy places the organism in Eukaryota, Metazoa, Chordata, Actinopteri, Cypriniformes, Cyprinidae. The record is from RefSeq and is a predicted model, not a curated record. The transcript is spliced from 7 exons. Gene Ontology annotation, molecular function: protein serine/threonine phosphatase activity. Gene Ontology annotation, cellular component: cytosol. Gene Ontology annotation, biological process: peptidyl-serine dephosphorylation; mitotic cell cycle. The coding region runs from base 230 to 1159 and encodes 309 amino acids.
GGUGUCUGAUGUGAGGAAGGCUGAAGUGAAAACAACUGUGGCUCAGGGUGGGACUCUGAAGGCCGACGGCUUCUCAUUUCCUCACAAGAGGAAUUCCCUUAAUUAAUUAUUUCAAGAUCCCUGGCCACAUGUACCUCUAAAAGUAAUCUUUCGAUAAAAGGUGGAUAUUCGUGGAAAGCUGGGUGAAGUUACAGCAGAAAUCAGUGUGAAAACCGAGUAAAAAGCAGACAUGGACGAAAAGGCGUUUUCGAAAGAGCUCGAUCAAUGGAUUGAACAGCUCAAUGAAUGCAAACAGCUCUCAGAAAACCAAGUCAAGAGCCUCUGUGAGAAGGCUAAAGAAAUCCUGACCAAGGAGUCUAAUGUGCAGGAAGUGAGAUGUCCGGUCACCGUGUGUGGAGAUGUACACGGCCAGUUUCAUGAUCUCAUGGAGCUCUUCAGAAUCGGAGGAAAGUCACCCGACACAAACUACUUGUUCAUGGGAGAUUACGUCGACCGAGGCUAUUACUCUGUGGAAACAGUCACACUGCUCGUCGCUCUCAAGGUAAGGUACCGUGAACGCAUUACAAUACUUCGAGGGAACCACGAAAGCAGACAGAUCACACAAGUGUACGGCUUUUAUGACGAAUGCUUACGGAAAUACGGCAAUGCAAACGUUUGGAAAUACUUCACAGACCUCUUCGAUUACCUUCCCCUAACUGCCUUGGUAGAUGGUCAGAUCUUCUGUCUUCAUGGAGGAUUGUCACCGUCCAUAGACACUCUCGAUCACAUCAGAGCGCUGGAUCGUUUACAGGAAGUUCCUCAUGAGGGACCCAUGUGUGAUUUAUUGUGGUCUGACCCAGAUGACCGUGGAGGUUGGGGUAUUUCUCCUAGAGGUGCAGGCUACACCUUUGGGCAGGACAUAUCUGAGACGUUCAACCACGCUAACGGCCUUACGCUGGUCUCUAGAGCUCACCAGCUAGUGAUGGAGGGUUACAACUGGUGCCAUGAUCGCAAUGUGGUAACCAUUUUCAGCGCACCCAACUACUGCUACCGCUGUGGGAAUCAGGCAGCCAUCAUGGAGCUCGACGACACCCUCAAGUACUCCUUCCUGCAGUUCGACCCGGCGCCGCGCAGAGGAGAGCCGCAUGUCACCCGCCGUACCCCCGACUACUUCCUGUGAAUCCUUCAGCUCUGCACAGUAUUGCCAUGAUAUUAUAAUCCUCAUUCAGUUUAAAGUAAGGGGGGAGGAAUGGGCAACAGUAUAGAAAAGAGAAAACCGAUCCAGUGAGAAAUGUCUGUGGACCAAAAGGUGUGUGCCAUAUCCAAACCGAUCCGACACCACGAGCACCAGAUAUUCCCGUCUGCUCCUGCUUCUGUCCUCUGCUCUUUAGAUCAACGCCGGCUGUGAAACCCUCCUGAACACACGGCCUCCUUCAUGAACCCUGUUUGUGUUCUUUCUUUUUCUUUUUUAUCUGUUUGCACUUUUUUUUUUCCUCAACAGAACGAAGUCCGUUUUACAGUUUAUUUCCCUGUUUUCCAUGCUCUACGGGUGAUUAGAUGCUUUUAUAUCCCAACAAGCUGGCGAUUAAUCUUUCCUACACUGAACGUGUUCAACAAAUGCCAACUGAUGAUAUGUGGCAGACUAAGAUGGCAUGGUGUCGUCUGAAUCCUGGAAUAGCUUCAUAUGAUGGUUCUGUGUCUGUAUAAAGGGUACCAGUUCAAGAAUAAAGAUGGAUCUUGAUCAUGUA